UGUUGCAUUCCAUUUACCGUUCAAACGGCGUUUUUGUGCGCGUCGCUUUUUGUUUGAUUGAAUUGAUUAAUAAUUUGUUAGCGACUAAACGACUAAAAUAAGGAGCAGGAAUGGACACUCCACGUCGAAAGCUGCGCAACUUGCACAUGGAGAAUGUGCAGAACAGCAGCACCCCGAUUCGCGUGCCGCCGUCGCCGAUGCUGAAGACUCUGGGCCACGGGACCGGCGUGAGUGUUUACCGCUUGGACCGCUCGCCCCGUUUGGGCCAGAUCCGCUCGCCGUGGGCCGUCAAGCGGAUCACCCAGAACAUGCGGGCCAAGCGGGACACGCUCUUCAACGAGCGGAUUGUCCACGAGGCGGACAUCCUUCGCAAACUAAAGCAUCCCAAUAUCGUGGGAUUCCGUGGCGUGGUCACCAGUGACGAGGGCGUCAACACACUGGCCCUCGAAAUGUGCACCACUUCGCUGGGCUCCAUACUGGAGGAGCGUCACGACGAGGAUCUUGGCCCACUGCCGGCCAAAAACACCUUCAAAAUGAUCAUGGACGUGGCUUUGGCCCUGGACUUCCUACACAACGAAGCUCGCUUGCUGCAUGGCGACCUCAAGUCCUUUAAUGUCCUGGUUAAGGGAGAGUUUGAGAUCUGCAAGUUGUGCGAUUUUGGGGUAGCUCUUCCGCUGGACGAGCAGGGCGAGAUUAAUUUCCAAAAGAGUCCCGAGCUGCGCUAUGUGGGCACAAGCCUUUGGUGCGCCCCGGAGGUUAUCGACGACAUGGACAUUAUUGACAGCAAGGCCGACAUCUUCAGCUUUGGCCUGGUUAUCUACGAAACGCUGGCCUUGGUGCCGCCGCACACAUUGGAGCUUGAUGCAGCGCUUGGCGAGGAUAUGGACAGUUCCCACGAUCUGUCCACCGAAACGGAGAAGGUGCAGCGCAAGCAGCUGGACUUCUCGGGCGAUGAGAGUAAAAUGGACGAGCACACGGACAACGAUAUGAGUCAGGAUGUGGUUGACGAGGAGGCGGAGGAAGUCGACGAGGAGGAAGAAGACGACACCAAGGAGAACGACAUCUCGGACUUCACGCUGAACAACCUGCAUUCGGCCUACGGAACACGCCCACCGCUGCCAGUGGCCUUUCAGCUCAGCGACGAUUACAACUGCAUCGUGGAGCUGUUCUACCUGUGCACGAAUGCCCUCAGCGAGGAUCGUCCCGCGGCCAAGACCAUUUGGCAGUGCCUGGAGAACAAUGCCGCGAAUGUGGCUACAGGAGGAGGCGAUUAGACUGAUCAUCCUCCGCAAUCUUCCUCCCCUUCGGAAAUAAGCUCUUAAUGUCUCAUUUUUGUUUGCAUGUACGAGUAUCUAUCUAGCUAUAAUUCCUACUCCGUAAGAAGAAUCAAACGAUUCGCAUAUACAUAUAUACAAACGAUCGGAUUAGAUAAGUGUACAUAUUCAGCAGCCAAAAGAGAGGUCGAAUAAAUCGAAUCCCGAAUGAAACAACAA
Messenger RNA from Drosophila takahashii, 1493 nucleotides. RefSeq names its product lymphokine-activated killer T-cell-originated protein kinase. Gene Ontology annotation, biological process: peptidyl-serine phosphorylation. The record is from RefSeq and is a predicted model, not a curated record. Gene Ontology annotation, molecular function: protein serine/threonine kinase activity; ATP binding. NCBI's taxonomy places the organism in Eukaryota, Metazoa, Arthropoda, Insecta, Diptera, Drosophilidae.